UCCACAGCGAGCCUAUGGAGCUUUUUUAUGUCCAAGCUUGAAAUCAAUGUCUGGGAACGUUGGAAUUGCCCGACAGCUGCGAACAUGCAAUAGAGUUCAUCCUGAGCUGCAUCAUACUGAUCUAGAGAACGGCGAGGAGGAUAGCCGCGACGGCGAAGUUGAGGAAACCGAUAGCUUGAAAGGAGUGGACUGCGAUGAUGACGAGGGGCUGACCGACCUGGAGUUGACCGAAACGGCCGACGAUGAUGAACCUCAGCAUCGAAGACAGCGCCAUUGCGCAAAGCCACACGAGCGCAAAGCACCGCAACAACACGCCAUGGGGAACCCGCAGCGUCAACGGACCAAGCGUUUUCAAAGCGCGCCUUCGUGUCCCCGCACGGACAUCCAUACCGUCGCAGCCAGGGCAGGCCUUGCCCAGAUUAAGAAGGGUGGUUCCUCCCUCCGCACCUGUGCGUGCAACGAUGGGGUUGCCCAACAUGAAGGCAAGCAACAGCAGCGGUCUGAAAAUGGCCGCUUUGCUGGCAUGGAGGACCACGCCCGUCGUGCCAGCCGGCGCGUAAGUAAAGCACGGGAUACGCUUUACGCAUACGUUAUGGAGUGUGAGGCAGCAGGCCGCCCCGCUGUCGCCUCAUUCUCGAUUGCGCAGCUUGGUUCUGAUGGCAAGCCGGACACCAUCGUCUGGUACUCCAACUCGUCAUAUCACGACAUGAUGAUCAACAGCGAGGUUACAGUGGAUGGUCACCCCACUCGGCCGCAUAUGCUCCUCAAACAUUUCUCCAGCCAAGCACUGGCCAGGCUUCCGUCACCGCAGCAGCCAAAGCAGCAGCCAUGCCCUGACCCCUCACCAGAGGCACAGCCAGCAGCACAGGGCCCAAAUCCACCUUGUGAGUCUGGCGGGUGGGGACUCGACCUGGAGUUGGUGCCUGAGCCAGAGCUGGCAGGCGAGCAUGCAUCCCUGCAGCAGCAACAGUCUCAGCCGCCGCCGCUGCAACAACAGCCCCAGCCGCCCCUCCAGCAACAACAGCCACAGGCACCUCAUCAGCAAAAGCAGUCCCGGCAUCAGCAGCAGCCUCAGUUGCGGCAGCAGCAGCCCAAGCCGCCAACCGCCUCAGUUCCACGCACAGAGGAGCGGCCAGCAGCAGUAGCAGCUGCAGGGGCUGUCGUCAACAUCUCGUCGCGGCCUACCUUUCCAGGGCACACAGCUCCCCCAACCAAUGUGGCUGAGGCUGUCAACGGGUCUCACUUCAGCGUCCAACAAGUGCGUAACUUGGUGUCCACCACACGCACCCUGCUCGACCUGCCCAACGACAAGAAGCCAGACUGGUUCGACGGCACAACCUGGGGCGGGAAGAACCUGAACACAAGCCAAGCCCCCGCGCACCUCAUUGACCUCCUAGGAGGGUUACUGCGAACCGGCAAACUGACAGCCGACUUCCCGGACAGGCUGUCCGCCAAAGUCAGGGAAGUCGCUCCCGCGCAGUGGGCCAGCCAGGUGAAGGCCGAGAAGCUAGCUAGCUUUGUCACGCACCUCAAACACCUUACUGGCAGGCUACCGGACCAACGCUGUGUCCGCUUGGACCCACCUCCCGGAGAUGCAGCUGGCUCCCACCCCGCAGGCCCCAAUAACCAGCCGGCAUCCCCGCUGCAACCCGGUGGUGUAGCCCUUGUAGCCACCACAGCGCACAGGCAAACGGUCGACGAUGCUUGCAGUGCUGCUGUACUACCCGUGGGCGCUUCGGCCCCCUCGAAAGCUGCCCGGGUGGAGGACUACUGCAGAACCGGACGGCCUGGCGAGGCCUUUGCACCACCAGCAGUGCAUGCCGGCCCCUCCGUGCCCAGUGCACCACCCCUUCCACCAACGGCAGCGGCCGAGAUCGGGCCCCUAACUGCCCUGGGUACCUUACAGCUUCCUGCAGUGAACCUCCGCGCGUCUGUGCCUACUGUCCCGGCCCUGUCAGCAGCUGCGACAGUGCCAUUGGCGACACGCCUCGCUGGUGACCCAUUAGCAUGUGGCGACCCAUCCUUCUCGGGCAUGGCAGACUCUGGGACAGAACCUUCUGGCACCCGUGACGCCGAGAAUUCCUCUGAGAAGCCCAUCGUAUCCCCUGGCCCAUCAACGCAACAUACUAGCAGGGCACGCCGCCGUUCUGCACAGGCCGCCCUCAGCCUCUUAGCAGCUGUUGCUCAGUCGUCAUGCCGACGCCGCUCCGGUGGCGCAUUACCUGCCCACGGUGUUCGCAUAGGAGCAAAUGUCAGCGGCGAUGGCGGAGGCACGGCGCCCGCAAGCAUGCUUGACAGUGGCCUGCAGUUGGGCGGCGCCGACGGCACUAUGGGUGGUGUCGUGUCACAUGGCCCCAGUGCGGCUGUUCGGUCUAAACGCAGGGGCAGCGGUGAUGACAACCCACCUAUGUCACCCCGCGUGUCUAAGAAGUACAAGAGCGUCAGUUGGCUGGCGUUAUACCCUCCAACGCUUCCGUCAACGACAUCCUGUCCUGGUACCGCUGGUGGUGUCGGCUUCCACCCCGACGGCGGCAGCGGAGGUACGGCACCGGCCAGCACGCUUGGCAGCAGCCCGCAGUCGGGCAGCUCCGACAGCAGUAUGCCCGCUGAGGCGGGGCAUGGGCAGCCCGCUUACGUGCGUGUCGCCGGCUUGCAGCCUGGCAGCGGGGGUGGAAGCAGUGCGCUUGGCAGCAGCCCGCAGUCGGACGGCGCCGACAGCGGUACGGUCAGUGAGGCGGGGCGUGGGCAGCCCGCUUACGUGCGUGUCGCCGGCUUGCAGCCUGGCAGCGGGGGUGGAAGCAGUGCGCUUGGCAGCAGCCCGCAGUCGGACGGCGCCGACAGCGGUACGGUCAGUGAGGCGGGGCGUGGGCAGCCCGCUUACGUGCGUGUCACCGGCUUGCAGCCUGGCAGCGGGGGUGGAGGCACGGCGCCAGACAGCACGCUUGGCAGCAGCCCGCAGUCUGGCGUUGAGGAUUCACGUGGGCCUGCCGACAGACUGAGCAAUUGGCUCGACAGGACUGUAUGGGGCAGACUGUUAGCUGUAUCACAUGGGUGUGGAAUCUUACUUCUCUCAUAUAUGGUGGGAUUGAAAGGGGAAGGCUGGAAGAGGGAGGUCUAGGCUGGGCGUUGGCGGACUGAGAGGGGGGCUAGGCAGUAGAAGUGAAGAAGCUACUGGCGCUGGUGAGUAGGCACAAUGUAUGGAGUGGGCAUGAGGUGCUUGCUGUCUACUUGACGUUGGCAUUAAUUAUUGCGGCCACAAGUUUAGUAGCAUUGGUGAAAUGGGGCGUCCUUAUAAACUUGACAGAAAGCUUGGCCCACCCCCUAACAACUGAUGGCAACCCACAGACGAAUACAGUGAGCCUCACUACUUCUACGGCAAAUUUGUGUAAG
Messenger RNA from Astrephomene gubernaculifera, 3390 nucleotides. NCBI's taxonomy places the organism in Eukaryota, Viridiplantae, Chlorophyta, Chlorophyceae, Chlamydomonadales, Astrephomenaceae. The record is from the annotation of a GenBank genome assembly.